UAGUAAUGGACGCAAAAAUCAAGGUUGAAAACCCAGUAGUAGAGAUGGAUGGAGACGAAAUGACUAGAGUAAUUUAAAUAUAUAUGAAAGGUUAUUUGGGCUUGGAUUAAAGAAUAUCUCAUUACUCCCUUUUUGGAUAUUCCAAUCAAAUAUUACGAUUUGGGAAUGGAGAAUAGAGACAAGACUGAUGACAAGGUUACUAUUGAAUGCGCAAAGGCAAUUCAAGAGUGCAAAGUAGGCAUCAAAUGCGCUACAAUGUAUGAAUUUAAUAUUAAUUCUCUAAGUACUCCAGACGAGGCAAGAGUGAAGGAAUUCAACCUCAAGUAUAUGUGGAAGUCUCCAAAUGGUACUAUUAGAAACAUCCUUAAUGGAACAGUGUUUAGAGAACCUAUUUUGAUUAAGAAUAUUCCUAGACUUGUCCCAGGAUGGACAAAGCCAAUAGUUAUUGGUCGUCAUGCAUUUGGUGACUAAUAUAAGGCUACAGAUCUCCGUUUCCAAAAGGAAGGAAAGUUUGAAGUGUUAUUCACACCAAAAGAUGGAAGUGAACCUUAAAGAGUUGAAGUGUUCGAUUUCUAAGGCACAGGAGGCGUUGCUAUGGCCAUGUACAAUACAGAUGAAUCAAUAACAGCAUUUGCUCAUGCUUGUUUCUAACAUGCAAUUGAACUAGGAUAUCCCCUUUAUUUAUCAACCAAGAAUACUAUUCUUAAAGUUUAUGAUGGAAGAUUCAAAGACAUCUUCUAAAAUUUAUAUGAUACUAAGUAUAAGGCUGAUUUUGAUGCUAAGAAGAUUUGGUAUGAACACAGAUUGAUUGAUGAUAUGGUUGCAUAUAUGAUCAAGAGUGAAGGUGGAUUUGUUUGGGCUUGCAAGAAUUACGAUGGAGAUGUUCAAUCUGAUACAUUGGCAUAAGGUUUUGGAUCUCUUGGUUUGAUGACAAGUGUAUUAGUUAGUCCAGAUGGAUGUGUUGAGGCUGAAGCUGCACAUGGAACUGUUACAAGACAUUACAGAUUACAUUAAUAAGGCAAAGAAACUUCAACUAAUUCUAUUGCCAGUAUCUAUGCUUGGACAAGAGGAUUAUUACAUAGAGCCAAAUUAGAUAACAAUAAAGAAUUAGAAAGAUUUUGCAAUACUCUUGAAGCAAGUAUAAUUGAAGCCGUCGAAAAAGGAUUCAUGACUAAGGAUUUGGCCAUUUGUGUCCAUAAUACAUUGAAGUAUAUCAAUAGAUCUAUUUUUUAGUGUCCCAAGAGAUUAAUAUUUGAAUACUUUAGAAUUCAUCCAGAAAGUAGCAGAAGUAUUAAAAGCAAAUUUAGCAAAAUGAGUUAUCAUAAUGAUAUUAAAUUAUCAGUUGCAACACAGGUU
Molecule: messenger RNA, 1356 nt
Organism: Paramecium octaurelia
Lineage: Eukaryota; Ciliophora; Oligohymenophorea; Peniculida; Parameciidae
Source: the annotation of a GenBank genome assembly